AUGACCAGCCCUUCAAGCACGAUUGUUAUUGAAGAUGACGAACUACCCCCAAGCUGGCGGUCAGCCAAUUUACAGGUCCAAAGGACGUCUCUACGUACAUCUCCUGAGAUCCUGAUUGAACCAAACGAUGCUGCGAGUGGUAGCAUAGAACCAUCCCGCAAACGCAAAAGGGCCAAGAGGAAACAACCUGACACUCUGGAUACCUGUUUCAAGAAGCUGCGUAAGACAUUUGACCAAAGAGAUCAAGAAGUUGAAAAGCUCGAUCAAAAAGUUGAAAAUCUCGAGCAAGAAGUUGAAAAGCAGCAAAAGCAAGUCCAGGAACUUCAGAGCAAGCUUCUCCUACAGGAAGACCGGCAUCAAGAGGAGCUUUCCCGACGACGCAUUCUGGACUGCAAAAUUUGCUACGAGCAGCCGGAUUGUUGGCAUAAUCUACUAUGCGGGCAUAUGAUUUGUGAGCCAUGCGCAAAACUAGUUGAUCUAAGCACGUGCCCUUUUUGUAGACGGACAUUUUCGGGGUAUGUCAAAUGCUAUCCAUUUGCAGGAUAG
Penicillium salamii is the source of this 546-nucleotide messenger RNA. NCBI's taxonomy places the organism in Eukaryota, Fungi, Ascomycota, Eurotiomycetes, Eurotiales, Aspergillaceae. The record is from the annotation of a GenBank genome assembly.